Molecule: messenger RNA, 2349 nt
Organism: Vicia villosa (hairy vetch)
Lineage: Eukaryota; Viridiplantae; Streptophyta; Magnoliopsida; Fabales; Fabaceae
Product: peptidyl-prolyl cis-trans isomerase CYP95-like
Exons: 7
Coding region: 133-2169 (678 amino acids)
Molecular function (GO): microtubule binding
Source: RefSeq, a predicted model, not a curated record
AUGUUUUGGCGCGCUGUUGAGUAUCCUCCCAUAUUACAACCCAAGAUUGAAAACCGCAUAACCGCAUUUCUUCUUCCGUUAUACUUUUUCAUACUUUGAAGAAAAAAAUCCCUAAAUCCAAUUCACUGCGAGAUGAAAAUCUCCGAAACCGAUGGUAACGGUGACGACGGCGACGAUCGGCGUCUCAGUCUCAUCGAUAUUUCUUCCGCCGACGAUUCUCUCAUCGUCAACCCAUUCUGCACUUCAAAUUUGAAAGAUGAAUUCGACGACGCUGCCGCCAAAAUCAACGAGUGGGAGCGGGAACCUCGUCAAAUUGCGGUCGAAAAUACUAAGUGUAAUUUGCGGCAGAGUUUAGCUUGGGAUACGGCUUUUUUCACAAGUCCUGGUGUUUUGGAGCCUGAGGAGUUGAGUAGUAUGAUUGUGGGUGUUGAGAAGGGUGAUAAGCGUACAUCAUUGUUACCGGUGAUUCAAGAGGAUGUAAAGGGAUCAUGUGAGUCUGUCUCUACCUUUGAAAGUAGCAAUGGCUUGACGCGGAAGAGCGUAGAGGAUGAUCUGUUUCGAGAUGUAAGAGCUUCGAUUCAGAACUUUAGCAGGAUGGCCGAUGUGGCAAGGUUAAAGAGAGAAGGUCUGCCCGGGUUUCAUCCUGGUGGCUCUUCUAAAGCGGUUGGCGUGGCUUCUUCUAAGAAGGUCCCAAGUUCCAAGAGUCCAAGUGCAGGUAUGCAAAGCACAAGGAAGUUACCAAAGAAGAAUCCUAUUUCUCCACACCUAUCACGUAAACCUGUUGCUAGAAGGGAAGAGACAUGUAUUUCAAAGCAACAAAAGACACUAGGAAAGUCUAGUCCGAGUUCAAUUGUGGUUAGAAGUUCCAUUGGUGGUCUUCAUGUCAAAAGCGAAAAGGAGAGGGAAAAUAAUCAUAAUUGUGGUAAGGUCAAUUCUGUGAUGAACACAACUGUCGUUAAGGGUUCUCACGUUAAUGGGCUUAAACCCAUCACAUUGUCCAAAUCCUCAUUAGGCCGACCAGUUGCUACAAAAGCAAAAUCGACAAUUUGCUCAUCUUCCACUAGCAACUUAUCCUGUAAUAUUAGCAAAUCACCACCCAAUUCCUUGAAAAGAAAAGUUGAUGCUGGAACCAAAAAAUCACCCACUUCUGGCUCAGUUGUCAGAACACCAUCAAGAAUUGCUUCAAAAGAUAAAAUUGGGUCUAGCAAUUCUACUUGCUCAGUUGUCAGAACACCAUCAAGAAUUGCUUCUAAAGAUAAAACUGGGUCUAGCAAUUCUACUUGCUCAGUUGUCAGAACACCUUCAAGAAUUGCUUCAAAAGAUAAAAUUGGGUCUAGCAAUUUUAGUCUUUCAAGCUUGGUGGCUGUCACAAAGUUCUCUUCUAGUAAUUCACCUGCCAGCUCUAUUAGCGAUCGGUCUUCUGACUCAUCAUCGUCAACUUCUAUGAAUAAAAUUAGGUCUAACAGUUCUAGGACUACCUUUUGCAGUAGCUCUAGCAAAAAGCAUUUGCCAAGGAAUAAUGCUCAACAUGUUUCGAAUUCUCAAAAAUCUCAAACUGGUUCGCCCUUAGAAGGGAAGGAGACUCGGAAUUCUGGAUCCAUCAACCAGUGUGUAAGGGGGGCUACUGCCGCAGAAAUGGUUCUUACCCACUCUCCCAAGAAACCUUUAUGUCUUCGACGGCCAGCACCCAAGAUUGGCUUCUUUGAAGGGGUGAAACCCUCAGUCCGCAAUCCACAUGAAGUGAUGCAACCACGCUCUACUGCGCCACAAAAUAGGGCCAGUCCUUCUAAAGGCCAAAGCAAAGGAAAGCUUGGAAAGCUGCAAUCACCAAGAUCAAUCAAAUCAAAUAAAAACAAAGUGUUCAAUAACAAGCAAGUGUUGCAUCAAGCUACUCUUAAUAAAUCACCAGAUGAUGGAAUUAAAACUUCUAUGUCUUUGCAGCAUGUAGAAACCUCUGCUCUUGUGCCCAAGGAAGUUCAAAACCAAAAGCAUCUUAAAACUGAUGCGGGUAAUUUGGAUGCCAAUAAUACGAUGGUCGAAGGGCACCUGAUAGGUGCAAAUGAUCUAAAACAUGACUUCGCACAGGAAAAGUCUUGUUAUGAUGAUCAAGUUGAUUGUUUGACCAGACAAGUUGAGCUUAUGGAUAUAAAUUUGAAGACACAAACAUAGCGCAAUGGUAAUAAUGUUUCUCUUAGCAUGAUAAAUCUAUAAGUAUGAUGUUGUCAAGUGCUAACUCUUAAGGUGGUUACUGUUUCUCCUAGAUGGGAGUAAUUCUUGAAGGGUCAUUACUUCAUUGACUGAGCUUAUUGCCAAUACAAUUCUGAUAUGCUAGCUUGAUCGAGGUCUUUU